Messenger RNA from Dunckerocampus dactyliophorus (ringed pipefish), 1599 nucleotides. RefSeq names its product WD repeat domain containing 83 (gene wdr83). Gene Ontology annotation, biological process: mRNA splicing, via spliceosome. Gene Ontology annotation, molecular function: protein binding. Gene Ontology annotation, cellular component: catalytic step 2 spliceosome. The record is from RefSeq and is a predicted model, not a curated record. The transcript is spliced from 10 exons. Bases 318 to 1271 code for a protein of 317 amino acids. Lineage: Eukaryota; Metazoa; Chordata; Actinopteri; Syngnathiformes; Syngnathidae.
AGAAGAAGAAGGCCGGAAAUGGCGUCCAGAAUUUUGUCUCAGACCGCGGAAGUAAAUAGCUGAACCGAAUGCUAGCGCAAACAGGAAAAGCAGAGUUGUUAUUCAAAUGAUUUAACGUAUUGGUGUAAUAUUUGUUACGAUACAUACACAUUCAGGGUGGAUAAACCACAAUGUUGCACACUUUAAAGCAAGCCGCACCUAGUUAAGAGAAGAUAAAGACAUACAUGCUUACUACAAUGCAAGAAACUGGAAUAAAUCUUCGCAUCUAGAUUCAAUUCAAAACAAGUCCUUACAUUCAGCUUUGAGUUGCAUGAAAGAUGUCGUUUCCUCUUCCCAAACCUCAGGCCCCUCAGCUUCCUCAGCAUCUCUUACGUACCAUUGACUGUAAACAAGGACCUGUCAGAGCUGUGCGCUUCAAUGCUGAUGGACAGUACCUGUUGUCCUGCGGCGCCGACAAAUCUCUCAAACUGUGGAGCGGCAACCGAGGGACGCUGCUGAAGACCUACAGCGGCCAUGGCUACGAGGUCCUGGACGCUGAUGGGUCCUUUGACAACAGUCAGAUUUGCUCCUGCAGCUCGGACAAGACGGUUAUCCUCUGGGACGUCGCCACCGGCCAGGUGGCCAGAAAACUCAGGGGUCACGCCGGGAAAGUCAACUGCGUACAGUUCAACGAGGAGGCGACAGUCAUCCUGUCUGGUUCCAUAGAUGGGACAGUGCGCUGCUGGGACACCAGGUCUCGCAAGCUUGAGCCCAUCCAGGUUUUGGAUGAUGCCAGAGACAGUGUCAGCAGCCUGAAAGUGGCCAAACACGAGCUGCUCACUGGGUCGGUGGACGGUCGAGUGAGACGCUACGACCUCAGAAUGGGACAGCUUCACGUGGACUUCAUCAGCAGUCCCAUCACGUGCGUGUGCUUCAGUCAGGAUGGACAGUGCACGCUCAGCUCCAGUCUGGACUCCACAGUGAGACUGCUAGACAAGAGCACUGGAGAAAUGCUGGGCGAGUACACGGGACACCAGAUGAAGGGAUACAAACUGGAAUGCUGCCUGUCUUCCAAAGACACUCACGUCCUGAGCUGCUCCGAGGACGGACACGUGUACUGCUGGGACUUGGUGGAGGGCUCUUUGUCCUUGAAGCUGCCUGUGGGCAAGGCCGUGGUCCAGUCCAUGUCCUUCCACCCCAAGGAGACCCGCCUCCUUACCGCCACAGAGGGGCGUGUCCAAGUGUGGGCGGCUGAGCCUGAAGAGGCAGAGGAUGCUGGCAUGGCAACUUAAUUUGUCGCAUAGACAGAACUAUGAUUUGUGGGCUGUUUUGGGUGUGUACAUAUAUUUUUGUAAACCACAUCGUGACAAUAGAAAAACAAAAAGUGUAGACAGAAGAUAUUUCAUUUGUAGUUUUGAAUGUAUUUGAUUUGCUCACUUUUUGCAAAUUUGUUAUGGCCAAUUAUGCAAAUUUGAUGACAUCAAUCCUCCCAACCCUUCACAGCCACAAAUAGAUUGUGGUGCUGUAGCAAGCACUGAACAUGAUGAAACUAAAGGAUAAGUACUUUUUGUGUCUUCAAGCUACACUUUCAUGUCCUUUCAAUUAAAACGUUAAAUUGUU